AUGUUGUCGGAUAUUUUCCCUAACGCUCCUCAGCAUAUCAAUCAGGAGCAGGUUGAUAACAACACUAUCUUGGUUUGGGCCAAUGGUGAGUUCAAGAUUGGCUUUCCCGCGAAUAUCCGCCGCUUCCUGGCGUAUACCCGCAAUGGUCCCUGGCUCAAGCCUUUCUGUGGGCCCAAGAUGGAAGACGGCCGGGAUAUGUCUGCUGUGAUUAUGGAGACCAAUGAUGGCCGACAUGUUGUGAUUAAUGCCGAGUGGUCGUUCAAUUCAUCCGAAUCGCACAUUCGCAUGGAAGGCGACGGGUGGAAGAUUGUCACCCAGACGCAGGUUGCGUCUUUCUACUUUACACUUUCGGAGGAAUUUAUGGGAUUCAGAACAGAAGCGGUGCAUUGUGAGCCGUGGGUCAAUGACUUUGGCUAUUGCACCUGGAACAGCUUGGGUGUCGAUGUUGAUCACCAGGGCGUAGUGAAAGCUGUUGAUUCGCUCGCCCAGGCAAGUGCGCCUCCUCGUGUUGUGAUUAUUGAUGACGGUUGGCAGGUGAUUAGCCAGGAUCGUCGCCUUGAAUCUGUGUUUCCUCGCAAAGACAAGUUCCCUCAGGGCUUUCGAGGUGUUGUCGAUGAUCUGAAGAGCAGAGGCGUUGAUAAGGUCUUUGUGUGGUCUUCAAUCAUUGGAUAUUGGGAAGGAUUUGCGAAUGAUUUGGGGUUUGCUACUUGCACGAUUCCGCGAAAUGGAAACCAGUACCUUGUACCAAGUCCCGAAGGUGUUUACAAUUACUACGAGACGUUUUUCAGUUAUUUGAGUGACCAGGGUGUUUAUGGUGUCAAGCUCGAUACAUUGAACGUUCUGGACGAUAUAAGUGAUCAGGGUAUUCGUCGAGCCAUUCAGGACUCGUACAUGAAAGCGGUCGAGUACAGCUCCAAUAAGUAUCGGAUCAAAGUUAUCUGGUCAAUGGGAAUGGUUCCCUAUAUAUUCGACUGGUUUGCCAAGCGCCCUGAAACAACCAAGGGCCCGUUCAGAAACUCUGAUGAUUUCUUUCCGCAGAUCAUCGAUAGCCAUUUCUGGCACAACUACUGUAACAUCUACAAUUCCCAAUUCACCCGCCAGUUUGGUCACUCCCUAGACUUUGACAUGUUCCAAACUAAAUUUACCGACCCCUCUCCGGGUGCUGAGAAAAUGCCUUGGCUACAUGCUGCUACCCGAGCAAUUUCUGGUGGCCCCAUUUAUAUCACCGAUUACAUUGGAGCACAUGAUCCUGACUUGAUCAACUGCUUGGUAUCGGAUGGCAAGGCCUUAAGGUUCCCGAACUAUCCUACUGUUGAAGACCCUUAUCAGUGUUUUGAUGAUGAUAGGCUGGUAGUGGCCCAUAACCAGAACAGGUUUGGGCGGCUCUCUGCGUACUUGAACUUUACCAAGAAUCCGCACUCCAGAAACAUUGAGGUUCCUUCGGGUUAUGUUAGUAGAGCUUGGAAAGCGAAAUGGGUAGCCGAUCGAGAUGGUAAGGCCUCUAUAGAUGUGCAGUCGGGCGAGUGGGAACUUAUUUCAACUGUUAAGAUCGCGACAAUUGGGAACAAGAGAAUCGGAUGCUUUGGUUUGAUAGAUAAGUUCGCAGGGCUAGCAGCUUUGAACUCUGUCCAGAUCACCGACAAUUGUCUUGAGAUUUCCUGUCUUCCAGGUUCAUUAGGUUUAUACCUCCCUGAUGGUCCACCCGAGAAAGCAGCAGUUGGCAAUGACCUCUUGGAUAUCAAAUUCGAUGGAGUAAUUGCCAAUGUCGAUGUCAAAAGCGAACAAACUUUACGCUUUUGGUUUUGA
This is a messenger RNA of Wickerhamiella sorbophila, 1806 nucleotides long. Its product is annotated as putative galactinol--sucrose galactosyltransferase 6. The record is from RefSeq and is a predicted model, not a curated record. Bases 1 to 1806 code for a protein of 601 amino acids. The transcript has a single exon. Lineage: Eukaryota; Fungi; Ascomycota; Dipodascomycetes; Dipodascales; Trichomonascaceae.